AUGCCGACUUAUGCCGAAGUAUUAGACAAAGCUAUUCACGCCGAAGCUAAUUUGAAUCGAUACCAGAGCUCGGGAGAGAACCAGCGGAAAAGGCAGAACUAUGACCAUCGUCGAGGACAACUGAACACCAAGAGAAAGAACAUGGGCAGUACUAGUAACCUAAGACAGGAAGGGAGUGCUAAACCGAUGUGUUCGGAUUGUGGAAAGCAACAUUUCGGGAUCUGUCGUCGGACGUCUGGAGCCUGCUAUGAAUGUGGCGAGAUGGGUCAUUAUGUGAGAGAUUGCCCCAAGACAAAAGCUGAUAACAACAAGAAGGCUCGGUCUCUCUCCGUCUUCCAAAGCCCUCGACUGAUAUUCAUCGAACCAGAUCAAAGACACACACACACAGUCUCUCUCUCUCUCUCUCUCUCUCUCUCUCUGCUCGCUUGCUCGAUUGCAGAUUUUGCAUUGUAUAUUCGUCGAACUCUCGAUCUCUGUUGCUCUUCAUCGAUCUGUUACUGGAGAGCUUUGAUCAGUCUCUUCAUCGAACUUGAACUCAAACUCGAUCUGUUCUUCAUCAGAUCGCAGAUCCAAAAUCGAUAUCAUUCUCGAACCAGAUCGAUCUCUGUUGCUCUUAUAUCAGAUCAGAUCGUUGAACCAGGUCAUAACUUUACGCUAACAGCUAGUUUUGAAGGUUUAAAUGCUUCAAGCUAUGAUGCUCUUGUGAUCCCGGGAGGCAGAGCUCCAGAAUACCUAGCAUUGGAUGAGUCAGUUAUUAAAUUGGUGAAGGAAUUCAUGGAGGUUGGAAAGCCAGUAGCAUCAAUCUGCCAUGGACAGCAGAUUUUGUCUGCUGCUGGUGCUCUCAAGGGCAAGAAAUGUACUACAUACCUGUAA
This is a messenger RNA of Camellia sinensis, 873 nucleotides long. Lineage: Eukaryota; Viridiplantae; Streptophyta; Magnoliopsida; Ericales; Theaceae. The record is from RefSeq and is a predicted model, not a curated record.